Molecule: messenger RNA, 1192 nt
Organism: Capsella rubella
Lineage: Eukaryota; Viridiplantae; Streptophyta; Magnoliopsida; Brassicales; Brassicaceae
Product: prohibitin-6, mitochondrial
Exons: 6
Coding region: 137-997 (286 amino acids)
Biological process (GO): mitochondrion organization
Cellular component (GO): membrane; mitochondrion
Source: RefSeq, a predicted model, not a curated record
CAAAAAUCCUGAUCGCUGAGCAUUAAACCCUAACCCCUCUCUGCUUCUCUCUUCUCCACGCCAUUUGCAGAAUUUUUAGGUACUUCCCCUUAUAGAUCGGAUUCAGAGUUUAAUCAAGUGUCGGUGGAAAAAAACGAUGAAUUUCAAGAAUAUCAAAGCUCCCAAGGGUCCUGGUGGUGGUGUUAUAGCUGCGGUGGUUAUUGGUGGCCUCGGUCUUUACGGCGCUACACACUCUCUCUACAAUGUCGAUGGUGGUCAUCGAGCUGUUGUCUUUAACCGAUUAGUUGGUAUCAAAGACAAGGUCUACCCUGAGGGUACCCACCUUAUGAUUCCAUGGAUCGAGAGGCCAAUCAUCUAUGAUGUUCGUGCAAAGCCUUAUCUUGUUGAGAGUACAUCCGGGAGCCGUGAUCUCCAGAUGGUUAAAAUUGGACUUCGGGUUCUUACACGUCCCAUGGCUGACCAACUACCAGAGGUAUACCGAAGCCUUGGUGAGAAUUACCGUGAGAGGGUUUUGCCUUCUAUCAUCCACGAGACCUUGAAAGCUGUGGUUGCUCAGUACAAUGCAAGCCAGCUUAUUACUCAGAGAGAGUCGGUGAGUAGAGAAAUCAGGAAAAUCCUAACUGCACGAGCGGCAAACUUCUACAUUGCGCUGGAUGAUGUGUCCAUCACAGGCUUGACAUUUGGAAAGGAGUUCACUGCAGCCAUAGAAGGAAAGCAGGUGGCAGCUCAAGACGCCGAGCGGGCUAAGUUCAUUGUGGAAAAGGCUGAACAGGACAAAAGAAGUGCCGUUAUCCGCGCCGAGGGAGAAGCCAAGAGUGCUCAGCUCAUAGGUCAAGCAAUCGCAAAUAACCAAGCGUUCUUGACACUGAGGAAAAUUGAAGCGGCCAGAGAGAUUGCACAGACCAUCUCAAAGUCAGCGAAUAAGGUCUACUUGAGCUCCGACGAUCUUUUGCUUAACCUACAGGCUAUGGACCUUGAUGUGAAGGCGAAGAAGUAGAAGAGGAUAUUGAUUAAACCACGCCAGAGCUCUUUUUUCCCUAAUCGUCUUUCCUAUUUGCGGAUUCUUCAUCCAAAAGCUGUGAAUUCAAGAACAGUAUGGAUUCUUUCUUGUGAAUUUCAUGUUUGUAAUCUUUCUUUUCAGAGAGUUUAAGACACACAAAAAAAACUUAUUAGUAUUACAAGUUUUUUUAAA